AUCGUAAUGGUGUAUAAUCUGAAAACUAUAUAAACUGCACGAAACCAAAAACAUAAGAUCAUAAAACCCCUCCAAACAAAAAAAAAAAAAUUUACGUCGUUAAUAACUCCAUAAUUAAAUGGAGAAUCCGAGCUCCUCUUCAAACAUCGAAAACCUUCAAAGAAAUUGUUAUAACGAGUGGAUGAGCUUACAAGCCAAACGCAUGACAGAGCUCAAACAAGCGUUAUCAAACGGCGAAAAAGACGAUGACGAGCUUCGAGAUAUGAUACAAACGGUGAUCGGAGAUUUUAAGGAUUAUGCCAGAAAACGGUCGGAACACUCCCGCCGAUAUAGCUCAAACUAUAUCGCUCCGACAUGGAACACUUGUCUUGAAAACGCACUUCUUUGGAUGGGAGGUUGUCGUCCUUCUUCGUUUAUACGACUCGUAUACGCCAUGUGUGGGUCUCAAACCGAGCUCCGUUUUACUAACUUCCUCGGUAACAACAACAUCGAUGGUUUACGCGUGGCCAUGGAUGAGACACGUGACGGUGGUGGGAGUGGCGGAGGAGGAGAGUCUAUGGGUGAUCUAACGGCUGAGCAGUUAUUCAAGAUCAACGAGCUCCAUAUGAUAGCGGUGAAAGAAGAGAAUAGGCUGACUAAGCAAUCGGCAAGUUUACAAGAAGACUCGGCGGAUAUGCCUAUCGCCGUCGCGGCGUUUUACAAAGAGGUGAUAGGAGAAGCUGACGUUGAGGUGGAGCGUGCGCUUGAUAAGCACGAGGAGGAUAUGGCUGGUUUGCUAGCUGAAGCGGAUAAGCUGAGGCUGACCACGUUGACUAAAAUCGUUGAGAUUUUGACGCCGGUUCAAGCGGCGGAUUUUCUGCUUGCCGGGAAAAAACUUCAUUUGUCGAUACACGAGUGGGGAAAAUUGAGAGAACGUCGCCGGCUUGAAGGUUGUGGUGGUGGUUCCGGUGGAGAAGGUGCCAGAGAGUAAUGGUCGCCGAGCGGACAUUAUGAAAUAUAUAAUGGAGGAUUAAACAGUAACAAGAUUAGACUAAUCUUGGUGCAUUCAAUAAUAUCUAAGAUUCGCUUUCAAAUUAAUUUUCUUUGUUUUCGUAGUCACUAAAAUGC
Thlaspi arvense is the source of this 1107-nucleotide messenger RNA. The record is from the annotation of a GenBank genome assembly. NCBI's taxonomy places the organism in Eukaryota, Viridiplantae, Streptophyta, Magnoliopsida, Brassicales, Brassicaceae.